AUGAAGUCAUCAGGUUCUUGCCAACCAAACAUACCGGUGCUAUCCGUUUGCCCUGAAUGCGGCUGUGAAAAUGGUUCAUACUCAAACUGGUGCAUUGAUUGCGGGUGUUUACUGAUUGGUAACGAUCCCCCCAGUGUGGAAAUUCCGGUUCCAUAUUACGUCCCACACAAUUGGCAACAGUUUAACCCCAUAACACCUUAUCUGUUCAAGUGUUAUGACGCGAUCCAAAGUACAUUGACACAAGUUGGUGAAACUAAUGUUGUCCCCGUUAGACAAGCAAUCCAAUCUGCCCGGAAGUCAGUGUCUUGCGCCUCGAUAUAUGAGGGAUCCACUUCGACGGAGCCUAACGACGGGAACGUACUCCUUGGGGCGCCGUUAGAAUCCUGUAAAGAAAGUAAUACGAUUGCAACAAACUCCCCUUACCAAAAUUCCUCCGCCAGCAGUGGGGCUUCGCAUGCCAGAUUGACUUCGCGUCAGCUGCGACAACGGUGCAUUUCUGGACCAAGUAAUAGUUUGUCAGGUGUUGCUCAAGGUUUCCAGAACACAAAUUACGGAGGCACUCUAUUUUUUGGUAAUGUUUGUUCCGAGUCUGAUAUCAGUGAAACUCAUCAAUCAGAUCCCCACCACUUUCACACUAUGUCCCCACAAUUUUAUGUGCCCGGUCAGUGCAGUGACAAUUUCGCCCUCUAUCUUCUCGAUCAUCAAUACACCAGCCAGAGCGUUGAUCAGCUGGCUGAGUUACUGGCUGGUUGUAACAUGGUGGAUCCGUCGCAGACGUGUGGUGAUGUACUAAUUCAAUAUCCAAAUGGUGAUCAGCUCUAUCCGCACCUUCAACAUGUGCCGCGGAACUUGCAGUACCAAAGUAAUGGAGAGUGUUUGGUUCAAAAAAAAACGUCGCGUUUUCGCAACAGAGAGUCAAACAAACAAAUUAGAAGGAAUCAAUCAGAUAACAUUGCGCGUCAAGUGAAACAACGUAACCUUCAACUUCCGUGGUAUGUUUCUGCAUUGAAGUUCCUUGAACCAAGGGUAGUUAGUCGUCGUUAUUGUCAUCCCACAGUUUUCGUUCAUCCUAAAGUCAGUUCGUUUGCUCCCAAACGACGAAAGAAGCCCCAACGAGUGUCGUCCCACGUCCAAAACACAAUUAGCAGUCUCGAUCGCAAGUCUCAAGUCAUUGCGCACCAGGAACCAACUUUCGCAAAGUCUUUGGACGAACUGGAGGAGACCGUUCAAAACGUUUCAUUGAAGAGAGAUUUAUCAGCCAACAUAGAAGACAAAGAUAUUUCGCCGUGUGGAGACGACACCAGUCACGAUUCGGUUUGGCUCCGCCUUCCCACCGAGCUUUGGUACCAUGUUGUGAGGUUCCUUCCUUAUACAGAUCGUGCUUCACUGGCGAGAACGUGCCGCAGGCUUAGUGUCAUUGUUGCAGACCGACACAAUUGGCGUGUUAUACGACUAGAUCGUUAUCAGCAUCUUACGGAUUCUGGCUUGGCAAAACUAGGAAGAAUGCAACCGCAGCAGCUCCAUUUAACUUACUGUCGUGGUGAUGCUGUUACCACAUGGGGUAUACAACAGUUAUUUGGGGCCUGUGGCGCAAGUCUGCGGCACUUCUCCUUUAUCGGUUGUUCAAAGGGAGCCUUCCAGGGGGAUUUGCCGUUGCUUGUAUCGGCGUCUCUUUGUCCCAACUUGUCUCACAUUGAUGCGAGCUACGCUCACACAGUUCGCGACCAGACCGUACGCGCGAUUGCGGAGAGCUCGGUUGCACUGAAGAGCCUCCUCCUUAACGGGGCUCAACAAAUUUCGAAUUCAGCAAUUGAACAUCUCGUACGGCAUCACAAAAAUACGUUGGAACGACUCGAGUUGUUCGGGUGUUUCAAUCUCAACUCGAAGAUUUUCGCGACCCUCGGUGAAUGUCACGGACUUAAGGCUCUAGCGUUCGGGUUUCUGCAUCAUCUCUCCUCGAAAGGACUAAUUGAACUCGUUUCAAAGCUACCCUUAUUGGCGUCACUGGACCUGCGAGGAACCCAGAAGUUGGUAACAGACUCAAGUCUUUCUCGACUAGCAAAAAAGUGUCCCCUGUUGGAGGAGGUUGUGUUGGCGAAUAUGUCCUCGCUAACCCGUGAAGAAGGCGUGAUCACGAUGCUACACCAGCUGCCUCGUCUGCGCGUACUCGAUCUCUGCGGACUUACAGUUGUCGGUGACAAGACGCUCCAGGCACUCGCUGCCAGCUGUCCGCUUCUCGAAGAGCUCGACAUCUCGUGCACAUCUGUUACGGAAGCCGGGCUUCUUUGUCUAGCCGACGCCCCGGCAGCUUGCCUCAAAUCGCUUCGCAUUAGCUUUUGUCCUCAAAUAACCCCGGUGGCUCUGGAGAAAUUAGCCACCUCAUGUCAAAAGUAA
Mesocestoides corti is the source of this 2394-nucleotide messenger RNA. NCBI's taxonomy places the organism in Eukaryota, Metazoa, Platyhelminthes, Cestoda, Cyclophyllidea, Mesocestoididae. The record is from the annotation of a GenBank genome assembly.